This is a messenger RNA of Daktulosphaira vitifoliae (grape phylloxera), 2692 nucleotides long. Its product is annotated as phosphatidylinositol 4-phosphate 5-kinase type-1 alpha-like. NCBI's taxonomy places the organism in Eukaryota, Metazoa, Arthropoda, Insecta, Hemiptera, Phylloxeridae. The record is from RefSeq and is a predicted model, not a curated record. Gene Ontology annotation, molecular function: phosphatidylinositol kinase activity. Bases 457 to 2547 code for a protein of 696 amino acids. The transcript is spliced from 5 exons. Gene Ontology annotation, biological process: phosphatidylinositol metabolic process.
CUUAAUUUUUAUAGUUGAUUGUCACGAACUUCAAGUUGUAGAAUAAAAAAACUCGUUUCUAUCGUCCUAUAUUCAGUUCUUGGCUUUUCCACAAGGCUCUCUAAAGUCAUAUGUAUUAUAACUAAAUCUAACUAAACAAGAGCCAUCUAGACAAUGUAAAUUGAUAAUUUUUGGAAAUUUGUUAUUGCUGUUGACUUUUUCAUUUUUAAAUAUUCCCAUAAUAUGAUAAUAUAGAUAAACCAUUGUUAAUUGUUGUUAUUAUUUAAAAUGCAUUAUUUUGCACUAUGUAAUCAAAUAUUAAACAUCCACCUUAACUAUUUACAUUCCUAAUUUUUGGAGUUAACCAUCGAUUAAAAUAAUCGUAAGUCGAAUAGUUAUUUCAUUGUAUAUACGGAAUUCUUUUUGAGUAUACAUUUUCGAAACACUUAUUGUAAUUAUUAAGGAGGUUUACUUUAUAUGGAAACUCCUUCUGAUUGGAUUGGUGAAGCUAAAAAAAUAAUAGAAAAUGAGAAAUUCUUAGUGAAUCGUAUAGAAAUAUCAUCUCUUGAAUUAUCUGAUGGUGUUUAUUUGAAUAUUGAAACAUUAGAGAAUUGUAAUUAUUGUGUGUUAUUGAAUGAUUGCGGUUUUCGUGUUGUUUCAUAUGUUUUUGAUAAAAAUAUAGAGAUUACCAAUACAUAUUACGAAACAAUAUUUGCAUUAUUGUCAAACAUAAGUCAUGCUCUUAUGAUAAUCAAAAAUAAUAAAAUGGAAAUGAGUGAUAUUCGACCUGCUAAUGAAGAACAAGUUGGACAAACCCUAGAAAAAGAUGUAUUGGCAAUUGAAAAAGAUCCUUCAAUUGCAGAUCAAGAUGAUUUACAAGCUAAAGAAAAAGAAAAGAAGCUUGGGCAUAGACGAGUUGGAGUUGAUGGUGAAAUUACUUAUAAAAAGAUACAAACUGGUCAAAUUAUGGGAUCUAUACAGCUUGGAAUACAGCAUGCAGUUGGUGGUCUUGCAUCUAAGCCUGAACGUGAUUUACUCAUGCAAGAUUUUAUGACUGUUGAAACGACCACAUUUCCAAGUGAUGGUACAAAUCACACACCUGCUCACCAUUAUCCAGAAUUUAUUUUUAAAACAUAUGCUCCAAUUGCAUUCCGUUAUUUUCGAGACUUAUUUGGUAUACAACCAGAUGAUUAUUUGAUAUCAUUUUGUAAUUCACCACUUCGUGAGCUAUCUAAUCCUGGCGCUAGUGGUUCUAUUUUUUAUCUUACUCGUGAUGAUGAAUUUAUUAUGAAAACUGUUCAGCAUAAGGAAGGUGAAUUUUUACAAAAACUUCUUCCUGGUUAUUACAUGAAUUUAAAUCAGAACCCACGAACUUUAUUGCCAAAAUUUUUUGGACUUUACUGUUAUCAAUGUAACUCAAAAAACAUAAGACUAGUAGCUAUGAACAAUUUGUUACCAUCAAAUAUAAAAAUACAUCAAAAGUAUGAUCUUAAAGGUUCUACUUACAAAAGAAAAGCUUCCAAAGAUGAAAGACAAAAGUCUUCUCCAACUUUUAAAGAUUUAGACUUUAAAGAACAUCACCCUGAUGGAAUAUUUUUGGAAUCUGAUACACAUGCAGCUUUACUUAAAACAAUGCAAAGAGAUUGUAGAGUGUUAGAAAGUUUUAAAAUUAUGGAUUACAGUUUGUUAGUGGGAGUUCAUAAUGUUGAUCUUGCACAAAGAGAAAAAGAAGAACGACGCAUUGCAAGACUACGUAAAUCUGUUGAAAAUGAUGCUGAUACUUUAUCAGAAACUUCAACAUUAAGUCGUACUGCUGAAGCAAAUCGACAACGCUUAAUGGCUCAUUCAACUGCAAUGGAAAGUAUUCAAGCAGAUACUGGAGUUUCAUCUGAUGAAGAUAAUUCUUCACCUAGAGGUGGCAUUCCUGCUAGAAGUGGUAAUGGUGAUAGUUUGUUAUUAUUUGUCGGCAUCAUUGAUAUAUUGCAAAGUUAUCGAUUGAAAAAAAAACUUGAACAUACUUUUAAAGCAAUAAUUCAUGAUGGUGAUACUGUAUCUGUACAUAGACCAGAUUUUUAUGCUACAAGAUUUCUUGACUUUAUGUCUAAAUCUGUGUUCAAAAAACUCUUGUGUCCUUUAAAACGUUCUCCUUCUAAACGUCGAAGCAUGUCUCGUACACGUACACGUGAUCAAACUGAUCCAGAAGGAACUUUUUCUACAUGUUCAACUCCACCUCCAGCAUUUGAAGAUGCCAUUCGACGUGAUUUUGUUCAUGAAAAACGUUCUAGUAUGACUCGUAUAAGACGUCCUUCUCCUGGUCUACGAACUGAUGGUCCAUCAGGCUCAUUGCAUGCUGGUGAGAGUAAGUCAUCAACAUUGAGUGUAGGAUCAGGCAGUACUACAUCUGGCAUUGGGGGUUCAGCAGGCAGACACUCAGUAGAGGCAACAUGGACAGAAGGCACUCCUAGCUACACUGAGUCAUCAAGCAGUGCUGAUAUGGCAUCAGAUACUUUACAAAAUAUUAAUGUUUUAGUGGGUGAUCUUAAAUCUUUAGAAAUGACUCGUUUAUGAAUUGUAAAAUAUUUUAGUAUAAAUCAUGCAGAUGUUUUUUCUAAAAAUUCAUAAUAAGAGCUUUACAAUUUUAUUAGCCAGUAUGCAACAUUCAAUUUUAUAAGAACGGAAAUAAAUUCAGUAUAAGCAAAUAUUUACUUAAUUA